AUGUACAGAUCUCAAUUGAUUAAACAAACUUCUUCAACCAAAAGAGUUUUACAAUUAAAAUAUUUCUCCACUAUUAAUUCUCAAUUAUUAAAUUGGGGAGAAAUUCCAUUAGCACCACCUGAUAAGAUUUUAGGUAUUAGUGAAGCUUAUAACAAAGAUUCAAAUCCUCAAAAGAUUAAUUUAGGUGUUGGAGCUUAUAGAAAUGCUCAAGGUCAACCAAUUAUUUUCCCAAGUGUUAAAAAAGCUGAAGAAAUUUUAUUAACUACUGAAACUCAAAAAGAAUAUACUGCAAUUAAUGGUUCAAAGAAUUUCCAAAAUAUUGUUAAAGAAUUCAUCUUUAAUAAUUCUGGUAAAGAUGCCAAUGGGAAACAAUUGAUUGAAGAUGGUAGAAUUGUUACUUCUCAAACUAUUUCUGGUACUGGUUCUUUAAGAGUUAUUGCCGAUUUCUUAAAGAGAUUUUAUUCUUCCUCCAAGAUUAUUGUUCCAAAACCAACUUGGGCUAAUCAUGUUGCUGUUUUCAAGGAUGCUGGAUUAGAACCAGAAUAUUAUGCUUAUUAUGAUGUUUCUAAGAAUGAUUUAGAUUACGAAAACUUAAAGAAAUCUUUACAAUCUCAACCUGAAAAAUCAAUUAUUUUAUUACAUGCUUGUUGUCAUAAUCCAACUGGUAUGGAUUUAACUCCAGAACAGAUGGAUGAAGUUUUAGAAAUCAUUCAACAAAAGAAAUUCUUCCCAUUAGUUGAUAUGGCUUAUCAAGGUUUUGCUAGUGGUAAACCAUAUGAAGAUAUUGUUUUCAUUAGAAAAUUAACUAAAUUAGCUAAUGAAAACAAAAUCCCAACCUUUGCAUUAUGUCAAUCAUUUGCUAAGAAUAUGGGUCUUUAUGGUGAAAGAACUGGUUCAUUAUCUAUCAUUACUCCAUCUGCCGAAUCUUCAAAAGCUGUUGAAUCUCAAUUAAAGAAAUUAAUUAGACCAAUGUAUUCUUCUCCACCAAUUCAUGGUUCCAAGAUUGUUGAAACUAUUUUCGAUAAAGAACAUAACUUAUUAAAUUCUUGGUUACAAGAUUUAGACAGUGUUGUUGGAAGACUUAAUACUGUUAGACAAGCCUUAUAUGAUCGUUUAGAUAAAUCUAACUAUAACUGGGAUCAUUUAUUAAGACAAAGAGGUAUGUUUGUUUAUACUGGUUUAAGUGCUGAACAAGUUAUUAGAUUAAGAAAUGAAUAUAGUGUCUAUUGUACUGAAGAUGGUAGAUUCAGUAUUUCUGGUAUUAAUGAUAAGAAUGUUGAUUACUUAGCUAAUGCCAUCAAUGCUAUUAUUAAGAAGUAA
Messenger RNA from Hemisphaericaspora subhashii, 1320 nucleotides. It is a transcript of the gene AAT1, whose product is annotated as aspartate transaminase. Gene Ontology annotation, molecular function: L-aspartate:2-oxoglutarate transaminase activity; pyridoxal phosphate binding. Bases 1 to 1320 code for a protein of 439 amino acids. The transcript has a single exon. Lineage: Eukaryota; Fungi; Ascomycota; Pichiomycetes; Serinales; Debaryomycetaceae. The record is from RefSeq and is a predicted model, not a curated record. Gene Ontology annotation, cellular component: mitochondrion. Gene Ontology annotation, biological process: L-aspartate catabolic process; biosynthetic process.